UCCUCUUAUUUAAGUAAAGUCUGCACAUCUAAAAUCUGCGACGGGGCAGUAAACCACUCAACUGCUUAUCGGUCUCCUUGCGCGGGUCCGUCGGUGCUUACAAAACAAAUGGCAAUUAAUUAGCCAUUCCAACCCUGGUAUUUGCAUCAUGGAGUCCACUUAAAAGGAUUUAUCGGUUUAAUAAUCCUGAAAGUUGCUGGGCCCCAGGCUCAGAAGAGUGUGCAUAAAGCUACGAUGGAUGUCUCCCUUGUGAUGAGAAGCGCUCCAUUGUCCCUGGUAAAUGGCUUUCAAAUCAGCUAAGCUGCGGCCGCUUUCACCCUCACGCUGCCCCCCACCCCGACCGCUGCCCUCCAUUAAAAGGCUCCCCAGCCACUCACUCGGGCUUUAUGUCUAAUCCCUGUGCAUCUCUGGAGUAAAUGAGCUGUCAGGAACUAUCUGAGGGUAUAAAAGCCAAAAAAAAAUCCAAGGAUGAGUGUGAAGAGAGCAGCACGGGACACAGAGUGGACACGACGGAGCCAAGCGAGACCACCCGCCGCCAAAAUCCAGAUGGAAAGCCGAGUGUUCCUCACUGCACUGGCCUUGCUGGUGGCGUGGACAAGAUUGAGCGCAGGUCUCGAGGAGGGUGUGGAGUCCAAAGAAAGCUACCCGCUGGACUCGGAGGGCAAUGUGGCAGACCUGCUGCAACCCGAAGAGCACAGCUGGCAAGGAGAUGAGCGACUGUUGAAUGCCAUCCUGCGAUCACUGGCUCAUGCGACCCAGCGCUACAGCCGAAGUCCUUCUUUUUUAUUUCAGCCGCAAAGGUUCGGUCGUGAGGCUCGAGGAGCAGUCGGUGAUGAGACAAGAAUACAGUCGCGAGGCUGGGAAGUCAUGCCCCCGCAGUUCUGGAGUCUGGCAGUACCUCAACGUUUUGGCAGGAAAAAAUAAAGAUGAUGGUGGUGACAGAGACACUCAACUCUGUGGGGACUUGGCGAGAUCAAAGCACAGCUUGGCAUUGCAGUCAGUGCCCAAUAAAAUGCCAAGACUGCAUUCUGUAUUCAUUAUUUUAUGCAUUGGCUGUAAGUGACCUGAUUAAACUGCAUUGGUAAUAAAUAUUUUCUGUCCUGUU
This is a messenger RNA of Polypterus senegalus (gray bichir), 1105 nucleotides long. It is a transcript of the gene npffl, whose product is annotated as neuropeptide FF-amide peptide precursor like. The transcript is spliced from 3 exons. The record is from RefSeq and is a predicted model, not a curated record. Bases 469 to 924 code for a protein of 151 amino acids. Gene Ontology annotation, molecular function: neuropeptide hormone activity. Lineage: Eukaryota; Metazoa; Chordata; Cladistia; Polypteriformes; Polypteridae.